CACAGUAUGAACAACCGUAGCGGCGGCUAGCUUGACUUUGGUAUCGAGUCUCGCUUGACUCCAGUGGUAAACAGCGUGAAGGCCUUUGGCUGCAGCUCGAAAUCAGAUAACGCUUUAGCAGUCUUGUGGUGAAAUUUCACUUCAAAAUGGGCGUAAAAAUAGAAAUGUUCAAAAUGAUGUUGUAUUUGUCCUUCCCCGUUUCCAUGUUCUGGAUAUCGAAUCAAGCAGAAUAUUUUGAGGAAUACAUCGUAAAGAGGAAGAGGGAGAUCUUCCCCGCCGACGAGGAACUUCAUAGGAAAGAGUUGGAAGACUUCAAGGAGAGAAUGCGCGCACGAAAAGAGCAGCGGCGACUGAAGCAAAUCUCGAUGGAGUCAGACAACUAAAAAUAUUUUCUUGAUAUAUAUUUAAACCAUAAUUGGUGGCCAUGUAUCAUAUAAGGCAACGUUGAAUGGAGCAGGGAAAUUUGAAUAUUAUACUUUUCCCACUGAACUUUGACAGCACGUACUUGGAGUGUAAUUAUUAUUAUUAUUAUUAUAUAUAUAUUUUUUGUGAUUGAAUGAUUAUAUAUGCUGUUGGACUUA
Messenger RNA from Hippocampus zosterae (dwarf seahorse), 581 nucleotides. Its product is annotated as protein PET100 homolog, mitochondrial. The transcript is spliced from 4 exons. Bases 147 to 383 code for a protein of 78 amino acids. Lineage: Eukaryota; Metazoa; Chordata; Actinopteri; Syngnathiformes; Syngnathidae. Gene Ontology annotation, biological process: mitochondrial respiratory chain complex IV assembly. Gene Ontology annotation, cellular component: mitochondrion; mitochondrial inner membrane. The record is from RefSeq and is a predicted model, not a curated record.